Brassica rapa (field mustard) is the source of this 1609-nucleotide messenger RNA. RefSeq lists its product as uncharacterized. Gene Ontology annotation, biological process: shoot system development; root development. The record is from RefSeq and is a predicted model, not a curated record. NCBI's taxonomy places the organism in Eukaryota, Viridiplantae, Streptophyta, Magnoliopsida, Brassicales, Brassicaceae.
AACAAUUUAGCCUUCUCAACAUCUUCUCAUUGCUCAUUACCAAAGGAGAAAACAAAAAUGCCUGUCUCCUUCCACGUUCGAUCUAACAGUUACCCCUCUAGACUUCACCCACAAGCUGCUCAUGUUGAUGAGCAGUUGACUCGUUUGAGAUCUUCUGAUGAAACCUCGACAUCUUCAAGCUCUUCUAUAUGUCAAAGACUUGACAACCUUCAAGAUCUUCACGAGUCUCUUGACAAACUUAUUCGCCUACCUUUCACACAACAUGCUUUACCUCUAGAGCAGAACAAGAAAGCCGUCGAGCAGAUUCUUGAUGGAUCUCUCAGGAUCUUGGAUUUAUGCAACAUCUCCAAGGAUGCUUUGUCACAGAUGAAGGAAGGUCUCAUGGAGAUCCAGUCGAUGCUGAGAAGAAAGCGUGGAGAUCUAUCGGGAGAGGUUAAGAAGUACUUAGCCUCAAGAAAAUCCAUCAAGAAGUCAUUGCAAAAGGCCCUUAAGAGUUUGAAGGUGAAACAAGACCAAGAGUGCAACGAAGAGUCUCUGGCGGUGUUUGGAGAAGCAGAAGCUAUUACAGUUUCUCUGUUUGAUUCUUUGUUUUGCUUCAUGUCUGGAUCAAAAACAUGCAGCAAAUGGUCACUCGUCUCAAAGCUAAUGAACCAGAAGAAGGUUACAUGUGAAGCACAAGCAAAUGAAUUCACAAGAGUUGACUCUGAAUGCGAAUCAGAGAAGACUUUGAAAAUGGAGGAUGUGCAGAUCCUAGAGUCAUGCAUUCAAGAUCUUGAAGAUGGACUUGAAUCUCUUUCCAAGUCCUUGAUUAAAUACCGAGUCUCGAUUCUUAACACCUUAGGCCAUUGAAGCCUACAAAUUUUGUAUAAAAAUGUAAAUAUAAUUACUUGUAAAAAGGAACACAAAAACAAUGAAUACAAAAUCUUUAUCAUAUAUAACUGUUCUUGUGAUAUCUCUUAUUUUUUUCACGAAUGAUCAUCAAAGAACUAAACCCUUUCUCGAUUUUCAGAAACUUCAUUCAGUUUCUUACCUCAAAUUUCACUGUUUAAUCAUUUUGUUUUAUGACUGAGUAAAUUAAACAACGUUUACUUGUUCAACAUGUCAUGUGGCAUCUCUUAACCUCUACACGGUUGUUUGAUAUUAAAUAUAAUCCAAAAAGUGUUAAGUAAUCCAUUAUCUAUUUGUUAACAUGCCAUGAUCUGCGGAUACGGAUCUUGCCAGCAUUAUCACAGUUGUCUAAAUAUGCUUUCUUCUGAUUAGUAUAAUCACAACUUCUUAAUGCAAACGUGUGUACACGGAAAGAUUAUAAAUAUUCACAAAAUAUUCAGACGUGGGAGACAAAGCCAAGCUGUAAUUGGCAGAAGCUAUUAAGAGUGCUCGUGCGGUUACGCAUUUUAUAAGAUAAUAAAAGCUUACAUUUAUUGUCUUAUGGACAUAUUUCAGCACCUUCAACGUGAUUAAGAUCUGACUUUUGAUCAGCAUUGUCUUUUGCUUGUCGUAUGGCACACUAAUCCCAAACUUCACAAACCAAAAAUAUUAUUUAACUCCUAGAAGAUAGGCAUAAGACUUGCACGAGUGGCAUUGCAUUCAAUAGCAAACAAGCCAGCCU